Molecule: messenger RNA, 1416 nt
Organism: Stylonychia lemnae
Lineage: Eukaryota; Ciliophora; Spirotrichea; Sporadotrichida; Oxytrichidae
Source: the annotation of a GenBank genome assembly
AUGGGAGGCAAAAAGAGAAAGGGAAAGAAGAAGGGCAAGAAAGAAGAGCCAGAGCCAGAGGAUGACUUCAUGAAGAUGGAUGGACAAACUUUGGAAAAGACUAUGGCAGCACUAAAGGAAAAACUUUAAGAUGCUAAGAUCAAGAGAAAUCUGAUUCAAAUUGAAAAAGACAUGAUCCAUGAUUUCUACCAUAACACUAGGACGGAGAUCAAGGAAACUGAAUCUGAAGUCAAGAACUUUGACACUAAGAUGCAAGAACUAGAUGAUGCUCAUAGAGUUGAAAUUAAAGUUUACAUGCAAAAGGUUAAGCAUUUGGAAUACGAGCAUUAAAACAGUAGUGACAGAGUUCAAGCUGAAGCUGCAUUUUAGAUGAAAGAAGAGAGAACCCAUCACACUGAUAACGAAAAAGAUAUGAGAAAGCAAAAAGGUGGUCAGAAAGAGGACUAUGAAAGAGAUGAAAUGCAAAAUAUCGGUGAAAUCGAGGAUAAGGAGAAAGAUUUGGAUUAAAAUCUCAAGGAGUUACAAUAUAGUCUAGACACCUCAAAGAAGUAAUUGAUUCAAAAUUACGAAUAAAAACUUGAACAUCUCCGAGAAGAACUGGAGCUCCGUUUAAAGGUUGAGAUCCACGAGAUCGAAGAGCGAAAGAACUAGCACAUCAAUGAGCUAAUGAAGCACCACGAGGAUGCAUUUAAGGAGAUGAAGGAGUACUACAAUGAUAUCACCCGUGAAAACCUUGAGUUAAUUAAGAUGCACAAGGAGAAGUUGGUAGAUAUCAGAGCUCAGAUAGAAGCUAACCAAAAAACCGUAGACCAUCUCAAGCAAAAGAUGGAGGAGCUACAAAGACCUCUGGCCAAGGCACAAUAGAACAGAGAUCUUCUUAAGAAAUAGCUAGCUACUUUCGAUAAGGAUAAAAUGGCACUUAAGAAUGCUAAGGCUCGCCUCUAGGUUCUUAAGAAAAAAGUCAAGGAUAUCAAGUAAGAAAGAAAAGAACUAGAGGAGAAAUUCUUGAAGGUCGAGAGAGAGAAGGAAGAUAUGUACAGAAAGUUCGAAAUCGCCAUUCAGUAACUAAGGACUAGAGCCGAUUACAAGAAUCAACUGCUGGAUGAGAAACUCAGAGUCCUUCAAAGCGAACUUGAAAGAAAGGAAGUUUAACUAUAGGAGUUAGUACAGAGAAGUGGGCUUGACCAGAGAACCGUAGAAGAAAUCUGCAAGAAAAUGGAAGAGGCCAUCGAAGCUAAAAAUUCAAUUCUAAGGAAUCUAAAGUACUCACUGGCUCAUGCUACCAAGGCCUAUAACGACGCUAUCAGAGUAUACGAGGCAAAGCUGGUUGAAUUCGGUAUCCCAGCUGAAGAACUUGGACUUGAACUACUAGAAACAAAUACCUCUAAUAUGCCAGCAGGUUUGGUUGCUGCUUGA